Striga asiatica is the source of this 519-nucleotide messenger RNA. The record is from the annotation of a GenBank genome assembly. Lineage: Eukaryota; Viridiplantae; Streptophyta; Magnoliopsida; Lamiales; Orobanchaceae.
AUGAAUCCAUACAAGGGUUUGACAAGCCACGGUAAAGAAGAUACACCAGAUACCACAGCCGUCUACUCAACCACAAAGAAUUGUAAGUUCUUUAAGAUCAAGAUGCAGAUCAUCUUUCAAGUAGAAAUUAACUGCAAGCCUGGAAAGUCCCAAAACGCCCUGAACAAAAUACACCAUAGCUACAGCAAUUCACCUCAACAUAGAAUAUUCAAAGCCACCUCACGGACACCUCUCAGCCACAAAACAGUCGGCCACCUCCCAUUGCCCUUCCUCCUCCACCUCCGUCGCCUGCCACCACAGAGUUCCUCCGUCGCCUGCCACAACAAAAUUCCUCCGUCGCCACCGUGCUGCAAAUACCAGUCAAGCACAACAGUCGCCCGUCGGAGUCUAGCCAAUAGACACCAAAGCUCGCCAUCGAAGUCCGACUUCGAUCCAUCGAACAUCCACAUUCAACUGCUUCGGGAAGCGAAGUCCGACAUCCCGUGGGAAAACCCACCAAGGAAUCGCUGGAGAAUGUGA